Colletotrichum truncatum is the source of this 6312-nucleotide messenger RNA. RefSeq names its product fatty acid synthase beta subunit dehydratase. NCBI's taxonomy places the organism in Eukaryota, Fungi, Ascomycota, Sordariomycetes, Glomerellales, Glomerellaceae. Gene Ontology annotation, cellular component: fatty acid synthase complex. Gene Ontology annotation, molecular function: enoyl-[acyl-carrier-protein] reductase (NADH) activity; [acyl-carrier-protein] S-malonyltransferase activity; fatty acid synthase activity. The record is from RefSeq and is a predicted model, not a curated record. Gene Ontology annotation, biological process: long-chain fatty acid biosynthetic process.
AUGUACGGCGCCGGAACUGGCCCCCAGACGGGCGUUUCUACUCCCCGAUCUAACGCUUCUCUUCGCCCCCUCACUCUCCGACAUGGUUCUCUCGAGACCUCCUUCCUUGUGCCGACCGCACUCCACUUUCACGCUUCGCAACUGAAAGACCGCUUCAAUGCUACCCUCCCUCCCGCCACAGAUGAGCUUGCUCAGGAUGACGAGCCCUCGUCCGUCACCGAGCUGGUUGCGAGAUACAUGGGUUUCGUCGCCGACGAGGUCGAGAAGGGUGAGGACGACGAGUCGGGCUCUUACGAAGAGGUCCUGAAGCUCGUCCUUAACGAGUUCGAGCGCGGCUUCCUCCAGGGCAACGAGGUCCACGCCCUCACUGCCACGCUCCCCGGCAUCGACGCCAAGAAGUUGGUUGUCAUCCGCAGCUACUACCAGGCCAGACAAACGACUGGUCGCUCAAUCAAGGCCUACGGCUCAGCGCUCUUCCGCGCUGCUGAUGAUGGCUCCGCCAACAUCUACACCAUUUUUGGUGGCCAGGGCAACAUCGAAGAGUACUUUGACGAACUGCGUGAGAUCUACAAGACCUACCAACCUUUCGUCGGUGAGCUCAUUCACAACGCCGCCGAGCUCCUCCAGAACCUCUCCAAGCACCCCAAUGCUGAGAAGCUGUACCCCAAGGGUCUGGACAUCUUGAGGUGGCUUGAAGAUGAGGACGCGACCCCCGAUGUUGACUACCUCAUUUCGGCGCCUGUUAGUUUCCCCUUGAUUGGUCUCGUUCAGCUUGCCCAUUACGAGGUUACCUGCAAGGUCCUUGGUGUCCAUCCCGGUUUGCUGCGCCAGCAAAUCAGCGGUACCACGGGUCACUCCCAAGGUGUCGUGCUCGCUGCUGCUACCGCCGCCGCUGAUUCCUGGGAGUCCUGGAAGGAGAUCGCUCCUUCUGCGCUCACUAUCCUCUUCUGGAUUGGUGCUCGUAGCCAGCAGGUUUUCCCUCGCACCUCUCUGACGCCUACAAUGAUCCGGGAGUCUGUUGAGAAUGGCGAGGGCACUCCUACUCCCAUGCUUAGCAUUAGAGACCUCUCUCAGGCUGAGGUCCAGAAGCACAUUGACGCUACCAAUCAGUACCUUCCUGCCGACCGUCACAUUUCCAUUUCCCUGAUCAACAGCCCGCGCAACCUUGUUGUGACUGGUCCUCCUAUCUCUUUGUACGGUCUCAACGCUCAGCUGCGCAAGGUCAAGGCUCCCGUUGGUUUGGACCAAAACCGCAUUCCUCACACUGAGCGCAAACUGCGCUUUGUUCACCGCUUCCUGCCCAUCACUGCUCCCUUCCACAGCAAGUACCUUGCUGAGGCUACCGAGCUGAUCGACGAGGACUUGAAGAACAUCAAGAUUGACUCCAAGUCGCUUGGUACCGCUGUCUUUGACACCAAUACUGGCAAGGAUAUCCGCGAGGAAGUUGAUGGUAACAUUAUUCCCACACUUAUCCGCCUCAUCACUAGAGACCCCGUCAACUGGGAAAAGGCUACCGUCUUUCCUCAAGCGACCCACGUCCUUGACUUCGGUCCUGGUGGCAUCUCCGGUCUUGGUGUUUUGACCAGCCGCAACAAGGAGGGUACUGGUGUGCACGUCAUCCUUGCUGGUACCGUUAGCGGAACCAUCACUGAAGUUGGUUACAAGCCUGAGCUCUUCGACCGUGAUGAGGAGCACGCAGUCAAGUAUGCGAUCGACUGGGUCAAGGAAUUCGGCCCUCGUCUGGUUACUACUUCCAACGGCGAUACCUAUGUCGACACCAAGAUGUCUAGACUUCUUGGUCUUCCCCCUAUUGUCGUUGCUGGUAUGACUCCUUGCACGGUUCCUUGGGACUUUGUUGCUGCCACUAUGAACGCUGGCUACCACAUCGAAUUGGCCGGUGGCGGUUACUUCGAGCCUGGUAUGAUGACCGAGGCCCUGCGAAAGAUCGAGGGCGCUAUUCCUGCUGGCCGUGGUAUCGGUGUCAACCUGAUUUACGUCAACCCCCGUGCCAUGCAGUGGCAGAUUCCCAUGCUUGGCAAGCUUCGAGCUGAGGGUGUCCCCAUCGAGGGCCUGACCAUCGGUGCUGGUGUUCCUUCCGUUGAGGUUGCUCAGGAGUACAUUGAUACUCUUGGUCUUAAGCACAUCAGCUUCAAGCCUGGUUCGGUUGACGCCAUCCAAUCCGUCAUCAACAUUGCCAAGGCCAACCCCACGUUCCCUGUCCUUCUGCAGUGGACUGGUGGUCGCGGCGGUGGUCACCACUCUUACGAGGAUUUCCACCAGCCCAUUCUGACCAUGUACAGCCGUAUCCGUCGCCAGGAGAACAUUAUCCUCGUGGCUGGCAGUGGUUUCGGUGGUGCCGAGGACACUUACCCCUACCUUACUGGUGAGUGGUCUAAGAACUACGGCUACCCUCCUAUGCCCUUCGACGGUACCUUGUUCGGUUCUCGCAUGAUGGUUGCCAAGGAGGCCCACACGAGCCCUGCUGCCAAGCAGGCCAUCAUUGACGCUCCCGGUGUUGAGGACAGCGAGUGGGAGAAGUCCUACAAGGGCCCUACUGGUGGUGUCAUCACCGUCCUCUCCGAGAUGGGCGAGCCCAUCCACAAACUCGCCACUCGUGGUGUUUUGUUCUGGGCCGAGAUGGACCGUAAGAUCUUCUCUCUUCCCAAGGAGAAGCGUGUGCCCGAGUUGAAGAAGAAUCGCGACUACAUCAUCAAGAAGCUCAACGAUGAUUUCCAGAAGCCGUGGUUCGGUCGUAACCGCGCUGGCCAGGCUGUUGAUCUAGAGGACAUGACCUACGGUGAGGUCGUCCGCCGUAUGGUGGACCUUCUCUACGUCCGUCACCAGAAGCGCUGGAUUGACCCCACCCUGCGCACUUUCACUGGCAAGUUCAUCAGCCGUGUGGAGGAGCGUUUCACCUCUACUCCCGGCCAAGCCGCUCAGCUUCAAGAUUACAAGGACCUCGAGUCUCCUUAUGAAACUGUUGAAAAGAUCCUCGCGCACUACCCUGAGGCCGAGACUCAGCUCAUCAAUGCCCAGGAUGUUCAGCACUUCCUCAUGCUGUGCAUGUUCCCCAUUCAGAAGCCUGUUCCCUUCAUCCCCUGCUUCGAUGACAACUUCGAUUUCUACUUCAAGAAGGACUCUCUUUGGCAGUCUGAGGAUCUUGACGCUGUUCCCGGCCAGGAUGUUGGACGUGUUUGCAUUCUGCAGGGCCCUACUGCCGUCAAGUACUCCAAGGUCAUUGAUGAGCCUAUUAAGGACAUUCUGGACGGCAUUCACAAGACUCAUGUUGAGUACCUGACCAGGGAUCUCUACAAGGGCGACAAGAACACCAUCCCCACCAUUGAAUACUUCGGUGGCAAGCUCAUUGAGACUGAGAUCCCUGUCGAGGACGUUGACGGUCUUACUGUCUCGUAUGAUGAUGCGCACAAGAACACCUACCGUCUGUCUACCGCGCCUAACGCUACCCUGCCCAGCCUUGACUCCUGGCUGGCUCUGCUUGCCGGCCCUGACCGCAGCUGGCGCCAUGCUCUGCUCACCUCCGAGGUUGUCGUCCAGGGACAGAAGUUCCAGACCAACCCCAUCAAGCGCAUCUUCGCCCCUGCCCGUGGCCUCUUCGUUGAGAUCCACAACCCCAAAGAUCCGAAGAACACCAAGAUUGUCGUCAAGGAGCAGCCUCGCCACAACCACUACGUUGAGGUUAUUGAGGUUACACUCCAGGGCAAGAACGAGAUCGUUGUCAACAUGAUCAAGGACACCACUGCCCUUGGCAAGCCUGUUGCCCUCCCUCUCAAGUUCACCUACCACCCUGAGGCUGGUUAUGCUCCUCUUCGCGAGGUGAUGGCGGACCGUAACGACCGCAUCAAGGAGUUCUAUUGGCGUGCGUGGUUUGGUGACGAGGCUCUUGACCUUGAUGCCGAUGUUGCCAGCAAGUUCGAUGGUGGCAAGGCCACCAUCACUGGAGAGGACAUCAACGACUUCGUUCACGCCGUUGGCAACACCGGCGAGGCUUUCGUUGAGCGCCCUGGCAAGACUGUCUACGCUCCUAUGGACUUUGCCAUCGUCGUUGGCUGGAAGGCUAUUACCAAGCCCAUCUUCCCUCGCACUAUUGACGGAGAUCUGCUGAAGCUUGUCCACCUUUCCAACGCGUUCCGCAUGAAGCCUGGUGCCCAGCCUCUCAAGAAGGGUGACGAGGUAUCCACCACUGCCCAGAUCAAUGCUGUCAUUAACCAGGAGUCUGGCAAGAUGGUUGAGGUCUGCGGUACCAUCUACCGUGAUGGUGAGGCGGUCAUGGACGUCACUUCGCAGUUCCUGUACCGCGGCACCUACACCGACUACGAGAACACCUUCCAGCGCAAGAACGAGACCCCUAUCCAGCUGCAUCUUGCCACCAGCAAGGAUGUCGCCGUUCUCAAGUCGAAGCAAUGGUUCAACACUGAUGACAUGCCCCGCGAUAUUGAUCUCCUUGGUCAAACUCUGACUUUCCGUCUGCAGAGCUUCCUGCGCUACAAGACCAAGACUGUCUACAGCAGCGUCGCUACCCAGGGCCAGGUCCUCCUUGAGCUCCCCACCAAGGAGGUUAUUCAGAUCGCUAGCGUUGACUAUGAGGCCGGCCAGUCUAACGGCAACCCUGUCACUGACUACCUCGAGCGCAACGGUACUCCUCUCGACCAGCCCCUCCACUUUGAGAACCCCAUCCCUCUCAGUGGCCGCACACCCCUCCAACUCCGCGCUCCUGCCACCAACGAGAACUACGCUCGUGUUUCUGGAGACUACAACCCCAUCCACGUUUCCCGCGUGUUCGCCAACUACGCCAAUCUGCCCGGCACCAUUACCCACGGCAUGUACUCUAGUGCCGCUGUUCGCAGCUUGGUCGAGACCUGGGCUGCCGAGAACAACAUCGGUCGUGUCCGCAGCUUCCAUGCUUCUCUGGUUGGUAUGGUUCUGCCUAACGACGACCUUGACGUCAAGCUUCAGCACGUCGGCAUGGUUGGUGGUCGCAAGAUCAUCAAGGUUGAGGCCAGCAACAAGGAGACCGAAGAGAAGGUUCUCCUUGGUGAGGCCGAGGUUGAGCAGCCUGUGACUGCCUACGUCUUCACUGGCCAGGGUUCUCAGGAGCAGGGCAUGGGUAUGGAGCUUUACGCUAGCAGCCCUGUCGCCAAGGAGGUUUGGGACCGUGCCGACAAGUACCUGUUGGACAACUACGGUUUCUCCAUUACCAACAUCGUCAAGAACAACCCCAAGGAGCUCACCGUUCACUUCGGUGGUCCCCGCGGAAAGGCCAUUCGCCAGAACUACAUGGCCAUGACUUUUGAGACUGUUGCUUCCGAUGGUUCCAUCAAAUCUGAGCGCAUCUUCAAGGAGAUUGAUGAGAAGACCACCUCUUACACUUACCGCUCCCCCACUGGUCUCCUGUCCGCCACUCAGUUCACUCAGCCAGCCCUGACCCUUAUGGAGAAGGCCAGCUUCGAGGACAUGAGAUCUCGUGGCCUUGUUCCUCGGGACUGCACUUUCGCCGGUCACUCUCUGGGUGAAUACUCUGCCCUUGCUGCAUUGGCUGAGGUUAUGCCCAUUGAGAGCUUGGUGUCUGUCGUGUUCUACCGUGGUUUGACGAUGCAGGUUGCUGUCGAGCGUGACGCGGCCGGCCGAUCCAACUACUCCAUGUGCGCCAUCAACCCCAGCAGAAUCUCCAAGACCUUCAACGAGGAGGCUCUCCAGUUCAUUGUCAACAGCAUUGCUGAGGAGACUGGCUGGCUUCUCGAGAUUGUCAACUACAACAUUGCCAACAUGCAAUACGUCGCUGCGGGUGACCUGCGUGCACUUGACACCCUCACUGGCGUCACCAACUUCCUCAAGCAGCAGAAGAUUGACAUUGAGGAGAUGCGUGCCAACCUGGAGGAGGCUAAGGGCGCCCUCAAGGAUAUCAUCAAGGGCUGUGCUGAGGCGACCCUCAAGAAGCCCACACCUCUGGAGCUUCAGCGUGGCUUCGCCACCAUUCCUCUUCGCGGCAUCGAUGUGCCCUUCCACUCUACUUUCUUGAGGUCUGGUGUCAAGCCCUUCCGGUCUUUCCUUCUCAAGAAGAUCAACAAGACGACGAUCGACCCUGCCAAGCUUGUUGGCAAGUAUAUUCCUAACGUGACGGCCAAGCCCUUCGCGCUCACCAAGGAGUACUUUGAGGAUGUGUACAAGCUCACCAACUCUCCCAAGAUUGCAUCUGUCUUGGCCAACUGGGAGCAGUACACGCAGGAUGGCCCUGCUCCUAACGGAGUCAACGGUACUAGCGGAGACCACGAGGGUCCCGGUGCGGCGGCUUAG